Molecule: messenger RNA, 12896 nt
Organism: Oxyura jamaicensis (ruddy duck)
Lineage: Eukaryota; Metazoa; Chordata; Aves; Anseriformes; Anatidae
Gene: DPF3
Product: double PHD fingers 3
Exons: 13
Coding region: 103-1320 (405 amino acids)
Biological process (GO): nervous system development
Cellular component (GO): nBAF complex; nucleus
Source: RefSeq, a predicted model, not a curated record
AUUGGCCGGCGGGCCGGCACGCCGCGCGCCGAUUGGGCGGCCGCUUGCCCUGAGCGAAGCUUUAGAACUCCGAGCCCCAAUAUUCGGUUACAUUGUAGCAAAAUGGCGACUGUCAUUCACAACCCCCUCAAAGCACUUGGGGACCAGUUCUACAAAGAAGCGAUUGAGCACUGUCGCAGCUACAACUCUCGGCUGUGUGCUGAACGGAGCGUGCGCCUUCCCUUCCUGGAUUCGCAGACCGGUGUAGCUCAGAACAACUGCUACAUCUGGAUGGAGAAGCGGCACAGAGGACCAGGCCUGGCCCCAGGUCAGCUGUACACGUACCCGGCACGUUGCUGGCGCAAAAAGAGGCGUUUGCAUCCCCCUGAGGAUUCCAGGCUGAAGCUGCUGGAAAUUAAACCUGAAGUUGAUCUGCCUCUGAAAAAAGAUGGGUUCACAUCAGAAAGUACAACUCUGGAAGCCUUGCUACGUGGAGAGGGAAUAGAGAAAAAAACGGACACUAAAGAGGAAGACACUAUACAAGAAAUCCAGAGGGUUUUAGAAAAUGAUGAAAAUGCAGAUGAAGUAAAUGAGGAAGAGGAUUUGGAAGAAGAUAUUCCAAAACGAAAGAACAGGCCUAGAGGACGGCCAAAGACCCCCACCUGGAAAAAAAUUUUCCAGAAAAAUGCUCGGGGAUCUGGAGGUGGCAGGAGACGGAAUGAUGCUGCCUCCCAGGAUGAUCAUGACAAACCCUAUGUCUGUGACAAUAGUUACAAACAAAAGCAUAACUCAAAAAUCUCCGACAAAGUCUGUGGCAAGCGUUACAAGAACAGGCCUGGGCUGAGCUACCACUAUGCCCACACUCACCUUGCCAGCGAAGAGGGUGAUGAAGCCCGAGAGCAGGAGACCCGCUCUUCCCCUGUCCACAGAAAUGAAAACCACAAACCCCAGAAAGGACCAGACGGGGUCAUCAUUCCCAAUAACUACUGUGACUUCUGCCUCGGAGGCUCCAAUAUGAACAAAAAAAGUGGCCGGCCUGAGGAACUUGUAUCAUGCUCAGACUGUGGGCGCUCUGGACACCCGACCUGCCUGCAGUUCACCACAAACAUGACUGAGGCUGUUAAAACCUAUCAGUGGCAGUGCAUUGAGUGCAAAUCCUGCAGCCUUUGUGGGACCUCUGAGAACGAUGACCAGCUGCUCUUCUGUGAUGACUGUGACCGUGGCUAUCACAUGUAUUGCUUGAAUCCACCAGUCUUUGAGCCCCCAGAAGGGAGUUGGAGUUGUCAUUUGUGCCGGGAGCUGCUCAGAGAAAGAGCAUCAGCUUUUGGUUUCCAGGCCUGAGGAGCACCAGCAAUCAAGAAACACUUUGCUCCUCAUGUUGUCAUACCAGCACACAAUUCCCAUCAAGAACACAAAGACACAACCCACAUCAAAAUGAAUGGACAUUCAAGUACAGGAAGAGGUAUCUGUCAUAUUCACUGUCACUGAUGCAGAACCUCAUGGGCUCUACUAGAAGGAUCGUGUACUUUCCUGAUGCUCCGGACGAAAUCUCUUCACUGCUAUGCAUGGUUGCUGCUUACCAUCACGGGCUCACAUGCAUUAUAGGAGGGGGAGGGUUGUUGUAUCGACACGGAAAAGUCAGUUUUGUGUGGCCUUGUGCUUUCUGUUUAGUCUUCUUCUUGAAGGAGAAAUAGUAAGAUAUCUCCCAAGGAUUUAUUGGUGAGUACGUUGGUGGGGAGCAGCACCAAUUACUCCUCAAGGGCUUGCCUGGAAAUCUCUUUACUGCAAGCACUCUGUAUUCAUACGGGGCUUUGCGUUGUGUUAGUUCAGUACUUACCAGGUUGUGAACAACACAUUGUCACUGAGAGAAGCACUGAUAAAAAUUUUUGGGGGGUGACACUUUCUCCCUUGGAUCAAAUGCUUUGCUUUGGCAGAUCUUUAGACAUCUGGUUUUAGUAUUUCUGACAGAAGAGCAGGACCAUUAUGAACACACACGGAUGCUUAGAAAAGUCUACUGUUUUUGGUAUUUUUGGAUGUUCAGGCACACUGUCCCACUGCCGUGCCAUCACACAGUUCAGACUCAUCUUUUUUUUUUGCUCAAAAAAAUUGUGAAUGGUUAUGUAUCUAACUGUCUUGCCAUUUAGCUCAGAAAACUGAAUGAAAGCAAAGUGUCAUUUUAAGUAGAUCAUAGAAAAUGAAGGUGUCAGUUUUCUAAGCCAUCUAAAGUAAGCGGGGGGAAAAAAAAGGAGCAACAUUGGCUUAGGGUGAUAUGAAGCACUUUUGAUUAUUUUUUAAAAUUUCUAAACUAAAAUAUUCUGCAAUUGAAAAUGAAAAUUUUAUUUUAGGAAUUGUCUAAUCAGGAAAAUUUUUUCCUUUUUUUUUUUUUUUUUUUUUUUUUUUAAUCAGAAUAGUUACCCGGAUCUAUCUGAAUGUUCUAAUCAUUUUGCCCCACAAUUCUAUACAACUGCAUUUCUGACAAACAUGAUAAUUUUGGCAAAAACCUUCCCAAGCUCUAGAGAAAGGAUUAAUGUACUUAACCUAAUAUGGAAAGAAAGAUUUUCAUAGUUAUUUUAAAAUUUAAAUAGAAAUAGUUGUACUUUUUUGAAACAAACUUCUACAUGUGAAAUGGAGAAACAUUAAGCAAGAGCAUCCUUGGAAAAAAAAAUAUUUUUACAGUUGAGUCCCUUUGAAUAACUUAAAGCAUUGCUAGGAGGACAAGUGAGUACGUUAACCAUUUUUUACCAGAUGCAUCUUUAAGGUUAAAAACACGCAACUCCCCAGACUGCCAAGUAGCCCAGAAUGACCAUUUUCCUGGGUAUGAUGUAUAUUACUUUCUAUGCAUAGAUUUAAGUGGGAUUAAAAUAUAAAGUUAUGAGAGUCCCAAGCAGCAUGUGGUUCAGGUUGCCUGUACUGGUAGGUAAGGACACUGAAGAUUAUAUUUGGGAUAUUUAUAUUGUUUGAAACUUUUAUGCAAAAUUAAAUGUCCCUGAACACUUGAAAGGACAUUGUGAAAGAAUAUCAGUGAGCUAAUUUUUCUUCCUUCUCCUGCUAAUUACACUUAGUUAGAAUGAACUUUACUGACCUAAAGCACUUUUCCUCAUUAUUUAGAUAGUUCCUUCACCUUUUACGUUUUGUAGCUUGCACAGUAGCCAUGUCAGCUGUUGCAUUCUCCCAUGUGCUGUCAUGAAGUAAUUUCAGGCUGCAGUGGGAGCAUUUUAAUCUGUUAGAAAAGGAGUUUAGAAAGUAUUUAUCCUAGUCGUAUUGGACCAAACUUCUCCUGGGGCAGCAGCGCUGGCUACCUGGGAUUCAUUCAAUACCUUAGUUUCUGUGUGACAGCCCCCUGGAUGAGCCAAGAAUACAAAGAAAUUUGCAUAUCACAUGCAAGGAGGGUACGGCAGGAGCUCAUGGGCCUGCACGAGGUGUCUGGUACAUGGUUGGACAAAGCUCUAGAAAAAAUGUCAAACGAAGCAUCUUCCUCACUCACAGUUUGAGGAUCUGCCCAUCACUGCCGUCCCAUUCAGAUUUCUGUGCCACUCCCUCUGCCCUGUCUGCUGUCAUCUGGUUUGAUGGGUGGUCCUGGGGACAUGGCCAGGAGGUGGUGUGAUCCUCCUGGAUGCAACAUCUAAAUCUCUGGUAGCCCUCUAUGGGCUGUUGGUGGGACCAGCUGGUGCAGAAGGUCAGUGCUCUCUGUCCUUUGAUGGAGAAAUUGCCGAAGGAGCUCUGCUCUGCAUGCACACCUGCUUUCCUCUUUUGCCCUUGUGAUCCGUACUGCUGAAUAUUUUCUCCUCCCACACUGUAGUGAACAGCAUCGUUCAUGGUUGUAAGUAUUCGUUAGUGGCACUGCUGAAGUUUCAUCGGUAAUGAGGUAUGACAGAAGGAUAGAUUGCUGGAUCUUCAGCGGCAAAAUAUUGUUGGAGAUCAGUGUCAGAUCCCAUCAGCUUUUAAAAAUGGGAUGGAUUUGUUGGAAAGUAUAUGUUUGUCGUGCAGUGGGCAGGGCAGCAAGGGGAUGUUUUUCCCGAGCAUUGACAGAGACACAUGAGCAGGGAAAGCUGCUAGUGAAGGCAACUUGGUCUUCCCUUUAGCCUGGCAGACCGAACUGAGACAAAAUUCAAGGUGUUGUGCUCCUUGUCUGCUUUGGGGAUAGCUGGGAUUUCUCUUUUUUGCCUUUUAUAUAUAUAUAUAUAUAAAAGUGAUGUACCCAGUAAAUCAUCUCUGUACCUACUCCCCUCUGUGGUGAAGUUCACACUCCAUGUGUGAGCUCAUUGGCAGUCCUCAGGGUGAUCAAACUCUGACGUAUUUCAAAACUCUUCUGAGUAGGCAAGGCAAGCUAUUUUUUUUAGCACAAAUCAGGCCAAACUACCAUAGGAGGUGGUAGAUUCUGCAUCCCUCAAAGUCUUCAAAUCAAGACUGGGCAGUUUCCCAGAAGACGUGUUUUAAUUAAAACGCAAUUUUAGUUAAUCACAAGAAUGUCUGACUGGAAAAGGCUUGUGUUAUAGAGGAAGCUAGACUAGAUGAUGUAAUUGUUCUUCCUGUCCUUAUUAUAAAAACAGAUGUUUACCAGUUGAGGGGAUGUAUUUAAAUAAAGCUGUGUCUGGGUAAUGGGCUUUAAAUAUGUUAGUUAAACAUAUUCAUGAAACCAUUCUCAUUUUAACCCAUUUUGGGUAAACCUAAAAAAGGUUAGUUACAGAAAAAUGUCUUUAUGAAUGCAGUAAAUAAUGCAUUACCUCCUUCAUGCCCUCAAUGGCAGCUGUUGGUGCUAGCUACCUCAAGCUUUUCCAGAGAAUGAACAAUUCAGACUGCAUUGUGUGAAACCAUGACUUGGUUCUGGCUUUCCCUCCGUAGUAUAUCAGUUCUGGGUUGUCCAGUUUUCUGGAAGCCAGAAGGGGCAGAGAAAUGGUCCCAGCUUUCAGAUUGCAUCUGAAGCAUUUGAGAAAACAUACCUUAGGACACUCCUUGAGCUAGGAAAGCCACUGUUAAGUGUGUUCUGAAACAAAUAUUACUCAAAAUAACUUUGUAAUUCUUGAAAAAGGGAUUAGUAAAUUCUGCCCCAAAGCAGGAGCCUCCUGCCCUGUGCCGUGCUGUGGGGCUGCUGCAUGUUCCUCACACCUAUAGCAUCUCUUUUGACAGGGGUCAUUUGGCAGGUGAGGAGAGGAUGGGGGUAGAAAGGAAUAUUAAUUAAGUGUGCCACUGCUGGAGGAGUGGUCUACAUUGCGUGCAAGGAAAUUCCAGGUAGAGCGGCACAUGAUUUUUCUGUGUGGAAUAACUUUAUUUCAAAAAAAAAAAAAAAAAAAGGUGCUUCUGAGGGAACCACAAUUAUUCACAUAUCCAAGUGCAAUCUGACAAAUUAUUUCAUGUAAAAAAUAUGGGGGAUAUAUCAGAAAAGUUGAAACUAUGUUUCAACACAUCAAGACCUUGCAUUAGAAAAAAAAAUACAGUAUCUACUUAACAGAAAGUUGGCAUCUAUGAAGGAGUAAAAAUCCUCUAAGAUGAUGCAACUGGGUACAUCUAAAAGAAAAGUAAAACAGCAAACAGUAAUCUUGAGUAGUAGAGACACUUCCUUAGUGAGACAUCUUUAAUCAGUUGUUCUUGUCUGUCUGUCUAUCCAAUCAGUUAGCAAUGCCAACUGUUAGUCUAUAAAACUGUCUUUAGAGCAGAAGGGAAAAAUGUUUUAUGUUUUCCUGAUACAAAAAUAUGGACAAAGCAACAGUGAAUAUAUUGGGAACACUUUGGCACCAGUCUAGGAGGACAGAAAAUGCAAAUCUCAUGGAGGAGGCAAUUAAAGAUGGAUUGAGUUGUCAGCUUUGUUGUGGGAGACUCCAUGUUGGCAAGAGGAAGUCCUCAUCUGAAAUGUUAACAGUAAAGCAGUUGCACAUUUUUGUGAAAAUAAGUUCUGCAGAGAGGAGCAGGCAGACAGGAGAGGUGCCCCGCUUAGUGAGCUGCUCUUUUCAUCUCAUUGUACCCGUCCACAGCCUCUCACCAUCAGCACUUCCAGCAGGGAUCGUGGCACCACUCUAGGCCAAGGAGAGGUGUGUUGCAGUCCUGCCUCUCCAGCUGCCCCACGGGAGCCUUUGCCAGGUGCCACCAGCACUGCCCAUCAAGGCACUCAGCUGAGUGUCUGCAGGAAUGGCAAACAACAGCUCCCCCAGGGAACAGGGGAGGGACAGACUUUUUAGUGUUUACCCCUUUAUUUCACAAAUGUCAUUGAGAACACCAGGUGUUUUGCUGCUGGGGAAUCAAGCCAAUGGCUUAUUAAUGUUUGCAAUGCCUUUCUGCCACCCUGGGUGAAAAUGCAAAGUAUUAUGCUACAUACACUAUUCACUCGUACAUUUAGGAUAUGCAUUGAUACUGGUAUUUUGAAAUGAAGAAGCUAUUUCCAGAUCGGCUUACUGCCAUGUGUGUGCAUAAAGUUAACAACAAAGCCCUUCAUGCUGGAAAACAGCUGAUUUUUCAGGUCCUGAUGUUUUCUUUCAGACUCCUGUCAGUCUGGUCACCAAUCUGGUCCAGUUCAUUGCAGCAAACCCAAGGUUUCACCUCCACAGUGAGUCAGGAAAUGUUCCCUCUCUCCCCGCAUUUCAGAAGGCAAGGUGAGAGAAGGGUAGUUCUGAGUCUUCAUAUUCUGGGUGAUAAAGAACAAGUCUCUUUCAUGGUCAUCGGGGUACGUUGGGAAGUAUCUGCUCAAAAUCAAAGGAAAAGAUAGGAACAUUAUGCCCAAUGUACUCUUCCUUCAUAGAUCUUUUAGAAGUAUAGCACAAGAUGUGUCCCCACAUCCUUUUGUGAAGGCUAUCGCACGUGUAUGAGGAAUUUCCAAGUGUUCUCUCAUUUGAGCUUCCUUAUGGAAUAUCCCUCAUUGUUCAUCCUAAUUUUUUUCUUUUUUGAAAUAUAUUUCUGGAUUUGAGGUAUUCUGUACCAAAGCUGAUAUGGAGGGUCUAGAUCAAUUCAGAGAUAGAGGGAGGUCCAAGCUGAACCUUCAACUUUCACCUCCCCCUUUAGAAGUGUUUAACAAACCCUUCAUCAUUGCAGGGAAUCAAACUCACAUGCUGACUGAAUUCCAAUUCAGCAUUAAGGUCACACGGUUGUUCUUUUAGACUCUUCUGUAGUCAUAAAAUAUUCUUUAAAAAUGCAGGGAGAAAUGUUCCCUCUUUACCUUGAUGGCAUUCCUUUUUUUGUGCUGCAGCAGAGAUCAACAGUCCUCUAGUUUACUCUGACUUUCUUCCAGCACUGUAGCCUGGGUCAGCAGUAAUGGGGACAGGUCCAGGAAUAAUCUGUUUCAUUGAAUUGCAGAUGUAAGAGAGGCUGAAGAGCAUUCAAGUAAAUUGUCAUCUGUGCUAGACAGUCAGAUCUCCUAAGAACCAGAAGUUUGUGUACUUUUUAAGCUAUUACUUCACCUGUUCCUCAUCUGCCAUUUCAGACUUUUUUUUCCACUAAAAGUAGCUGCAAAGAAAAGUAUCAACUAAAACUGGGGGUGGAGGAGACUGAGUUAGGAUCUUUGCUGUUGAACCUUUAUUUGACGGUUGUUCAACAUUGUCACAAUUAUUCACAAGGGGGGAAAGAAGGAGGCUAAAUCUGUGACAUCACAGUGUUUCUCAGAUAAAACUGUGAUGUCAUCAGCAUUUUAAUGCACUUUUGAAAUGGUCAAGUAAUGAUCCCAAAAUAGUGACAUCCCCAUUAAUACCAUUAAUAUCCCCAUUAAUGGUAGAGCCUUACUGUGUGAUGCUGUGGUAUUUAAUUUUAAUUAGAAAGACUUUAAGUUGUGUAUAUAUAUAUAUGUGUGUGUGUGUGUGUGUGUGUGUUUCAUGUUAAUGUUAUUUGCUGUAAAUAUGGCUCACCUACCAGGAGUAGAUCUAAAGUCCUAUAACAAGUGUUACUGACCUUGAAAGAGAAGAAGGAGGGAGAAUAUCUUAUUUGUUUUGCUAAAGACAUGUCAGCAUUCUAACAAAAUAACAAAACAUUACCCCUUACAAUAUAAUUGCAAUCAUAUCUGGAACAUGAUUUUAUUGACAAAUGAAGGAGUACAAAUUCACUAAAAGUUAGGUCAGCUUCUCAGCUCUCUCAAUCAACAUUCCUCGAUUGACUUUAAGCCAAGAGGCUGGUCUGGUGUCUUAAAAAGGCCCAAUCUAAGUAGCCCUAAUCUUUGGUCUUUAUUUAAAAAUGUAUUUCUCUCUAGCUGAGAACACCCAGCACAUACAAGAAAAUAGGCAUUUCAGCCCCAGAUGAGUCUGGUCUGUUUACUUUGGGUUUGGGUUCAGCCUGGUUCUGGUGGUGCCGUGUCACAGGCUUCAAAGCAAAGUGAGAUAUCUCAGCAGCAGACAAUUUUGGAGCAGUCAGCAACCAGGGCAAAUUUCCCCCUAACUCCACGGAGUUUGGACUUGAUUGCUCAGUUUCCAGUAUAUUGCCUUUUGAUUUUCUGUAACCCCCUUAUUGCUGUAUUAGCAAACAGUGAACUACAGCACGUGAUUUUCCUCUGCUGUAUCAGGCCUCACUUCACUUGGCUCUGAGCUCACCUCCCUUCUCCAUUUCUAAUCUGUUCCAGUCUUUUUGAUCUCUCUCUCUCUCCUCAUGUGGAAAUCUUCUCCAGCCCCUAUUGUUAGCACCUGUCCCUGGGGUCAGUCCUCUUCAGCUCCAUUUGUUCCACGACAGCCUGAAGUGGAAGUUUGCACGAGGGAUAUGCUGUAGGUUUACCGAGUGGUAUGCAAACCUCCUAAGAUCACCUUCCCUCCCAGUGGUACCUCCUGACAAUAUCUUUGCUUUUUAGCUGCCCCAUGAGUGGUCCCGAGGUCACCCCUGGGAUAUUUCCCUCCGUGGUGCCAGCUUAUCCUGAGGGAACCCGUUCUGCACGGGGGAAGCCACGCGGUGCUGCUGCUGGCACACGUGCCCUCCUUCGCCGGUGCGCAGCUGGGGACGUGGUCAGGCUGAUGGCAGGAGAUCACAUCCAGCACGGCUACUCCCUGGAAGCCAAAGUGUUGCUUAGUAACCCACUCAUGGAAGUACCAGAAGCAUUUUUCAAUCUGUCACGUUGGCGAAAAACACUGGCUUCUUGAUUUAGAGGCAUUCUGCUGUGCGUAGCAGGGCUUUGCUCCAUUACCUUGCAUCCAGCGCUAUCUGCCAGCGAGGAAACAAACCUCCCCCUGCAAGGAGGGGCUGGGGGUGGGGGAAAGAGGCACAGCAAAGAUUUGCCCAGCAUUGUCUGCGAAGCCUUUAGCUAUUUCUCCUGACAUCUAGACCUCAUCUUAACUCCCUUCCUGUGGGAGAUAUUCCCUCCUUAUGAUAGUGCACUCCAGGGUCCUAUAGCAAUUGGCCAAACAGGACCCUGCAGCACCUUCAUCUAUUAUGAGACAUUACUGCAAUAAAACAUGGUGUGUCAUACAGAAACUGGAUGAGGUAUUGCAAUAUUUAUGUUGUAAGCCUCAGUGUCAUGGACAAUUGCUACAGAAUAAUGUAUGUCUUUUUUUAAUGCGGCGGAGUCAUAGCAGCUUCACCAGAGCACACAGAACACAGACCAUCUGGGAGUACAUGGCUUCCUCAGUUAUUUUCAAGUUAUUGCGUUAUUGAGAAUUAAAUGAAAAACAUCCUCUCAUUUAAAAAUAGACUGUAAAGGCUUUUAGGUUACUUCCCUUUCUCUUUUAAGUAUAAUUCAGUUUGGGAGCUAAACAUCUAAGAACUGUGUUCUGACUUAAGAGGCUUGCUCCUUUAUCUGGCACUGUUUUAUCCUUAAAAAUGGCUUCAAGAAGUAACCAGAGGGCUUUUAUUUGCAGUACCUUAUUGAUUUUGCUAUCAAGUCUCCCCAGUUUGGAAGUAAAAAGGUAUUUAAACAAUGUCUAGCUUUGAGCUCUGGGGUCCAGCUGUGUUCUUCCUACCCCGCUUCUCAUCAUCAGAAUGACUAGAGCCAUCAAGACACUGUAUGACCCAUUUCUGUGACUUGGCUCAUGCUGUCUGCAAAAAACUGAAGGUAUUUUAUGAGGGUCAUGGAAGGUCCAGAGUGUCCUGAAGUCCAGGUGUCAGACAAGUGAUCCUGAGAGGCUCUUUCAGUCUUCAGAGACUGUCUUACCCAUGAUGAUGCUCAAUACUGCACUGAUGAAAUCAUCAAGGUGUAUUUCUUGUGCAAAUCCCUUUCAAUGAAAGGUCAGUGACACACACAACAGUUGUGGUCUAAAACUUAACACAGCCUAAAGAUGAAAAAACAUCCCACGAUGUGAGAAGAUCCCAAUUUGAUCUUUGGGGAAUUUCUGAAGAAGUAAGUACAUUCCUGUAGUCCUAAGUUUGGGUAUGGGGUACAGUUUCUUUCCAUUUUAGUUUGUGUAUAGUUUAAGAAAUACAUGAAGCAGACAAACAAUGUUCCUGCUGGCUGGUGUGUCACCAGCAUAAGAGCAAUUGAUGACCCACCCCGGGGCUCCAAGUGCAGAAGUGUCUAUCUCACACAAAUGUUCAGAGAGAAAUGGUGUCUCUGGGGGGCAGGGAACAUUUUUGGCACGGGAGACAAAGACUGGAGGGAGGCCUGAUCUACAUUUUAAUUCCUAGAACUGGUUGUGCCAGCUCAUGAUAGAUGGAAAUCUUGUCCUUGUGAUGCUAUGCUCCUUGGAAAGACGAUUCAGAGAAGAAUUAGGUGUACAAUAUAUUGUUUGUUAGAAAAGUAGCAGGGUAUCUGUUUCCAGUCUUCUAAUACCCUGACCUUGGAGUUUGUUCGUAAUUAAAUAGUCUUGUCUUACCAGCUAGCCAUUGAAGCAAAAGAGCUGUUGUUAUAAAGAGAGUGGGCAAGGGAAGAGCAGGCAAACUGGGUAUUUCUAGGCAAUAUUGAGAAAGCACAGCCAUUCCCUGCAUUCACAACACCUCUUUCUUCUGUAUGUUCUGCAAGGUAAGAUGAUUUGAGCUGAGAGAUGUUUUAGAGCACCUGGAUUAGUUAGCUGCAAAGCAGGGGCUGUUCCAUUAAUGCCUAUUCCUGCUUUUUAGUUUUUUGAGGUUUUUAUAUGUUUAUAUACUCACACCCUUCUUUUCAACAUUGAGGAUGCUCUAGGUUAUCUCUGUUUCACCUAGCUGGGAUCUACCCUUACAGAAACAACAAAAUGUGGGCUGGAGCCUGCUCCACCUCCUGGCUGUACGUACCCCUACAUAUACAUGGCUGCAUUACAGUGACUUUUGUAAUGUGUUGACUGUGGUGCCAAGACAACAUGGCUGGAGAAAAUUAGGAAUACUUAAAACUUAGUGUGAAUAGAAAAUCAGUCAGUGAAAAGGCGGUACAGCUGAAGAAGUUUUCUUACCCUGAGCCACCAUCAUGUUUUCUACAAUCUGCCAACCAGUGUAUCCCCUAAAUAGCCUUUUCUCCUCUUUGCAGCAGAAGAGAGCUUGACUUUUGUGUCUUUGCUCCAAGCUGGAGCCAUUGGCGUUCAGUCUUUUCGUAAUGUCCAGAUGAAUCAAAAAGCUGGCCUUGACAUGGGUUUGCCAACUCCUGCAGCUUCCCACCAGAAUAAUCUAAUACCAGUCAGUGAAUAGAUUGGAGGAGUUCCGGGAUGCUGCUGACUGAUGAGAGCCAUUGAAAUAUUGGUGCUCAGGGCAAUAGUGAUAAGGAGGUUUUGUAUCAAUGCUUGUGAGAAAAACUUGUCAGUCUCAGAUGAAACCGAUUGUCCUGUUAGUCACAGGGUAAGUACAGAUGCAAGCCAGAACAACUGAGUGAGAAAAUAAGACUUUCUGCCUGACGAAUACCCCAGACACCCCUCUUGCUUCAGAGAAAACACCCUUCUGUGACUGAAGCUGGGGUGGAAAGGACGUGGGCUCACAAGGCUAGAGAGCCAUGUCACUGCAGCACAUUUGUCACAGUGUCUUCAGUCAUGUAAAUGUACAAGAAUAGUGUGAAAAUGCCUGUCAUUUCUUUCAAAUUCCUUUUCAGCUAUGUACACUACCUCCAGGUUGCCUGUUGCUGCCCCAUGUGAGGCCUAAUUGGAGUUUACACUAUGCUGCUUGGUAUUCAUUUACUUUUGGUGGCCACAGAUUAAGGUUACAGGUUUAGGAACCAGAACAUAAUCUUAAGGACAGCUUCUUGUGUUAUUUUUCUCUUUCCCUCCUUUGUAAAUGUGAUCCUUUCUUUUGAACUCUGAAGUGACUGUAUUGUUACAAUGUGUGUAUGUAGAGAUUUGUUUUGAUAUGGCUUGUGUGGAGGACCUCUGCUCCUCUUAUCUCACACUCAGUUUUCUUAAGUGCUUGAUAGCUUUGCCAGCCUUUUGUGAGGGAGGAGAGGUGAUGGGGUGGGUUCCUACGCUUCAAACUUGAUGCUUUUCGAGGGAGAUUUGCACAGCUUUGCACAGAGCGGUAUGAGAAUCCAGGGUGCUCCCAACUGUUCUUAAGUAGUCCUGAUCUGGCUUCUGCCAGCAGAAACAGAUCAGUUUUGAAACCCUCAGAAAAAAACAUGUUGCUCAAUGCUAUAAGCCAGCACUGAUCACAAAGGCCCAUCGGUUUGUCACGCGUGGAGACGUGUGAUGUUCCCCCCAGCCUGAAGGUACCUGUCUGAGCACAGAGUGAAUCGCACCCUUCGCUCACGACAACUGACAUUGCUCCGUGGGUGCUAACGGAGCUACCCCAGUUUGCACCAGCCAAGGAUCAGCCCUUCUGUGUUUUUGUGGUUAGGAAAACCGUGAGUGAAAUCCUGCAGAGGUUUGAGAGAAGAGGGCAAUGUGUGUUGGAACCUCUCAACUUUGCAGGAUUUCUUUGGUAUUCAUACACAUUUGCAAGAAUGUAUUCCAAGCAUCUUGUACUGUUAUUAGUAACUUGUACUGUAGUUUGUUAGCAGUGUUGACUACCUACGUAGCUAAUAUUCUGUUGCAACUUAGAAAAAGUGUAAACGAUUGCAGAAAACAGGAGUUUAGAACUUGUAUGUACUUUUUUUUUAUAUAUAUAUUAAAGCACUACAAUUAAAAGUACAAGCAAAAAUG